AUGGAAGGCUUACCCACAACGACGAAAUCAGAGAGGCGAUGGAGAUCGAAGCCUCUUCAGACGUCCAAGCCAUCUAUCCUAAUGGCCUUCUUCUCUUGCGUCGCUUGGCUCUACGUCGCUGGCCGGUUGUGGCAAGAUGCAGAGAACAGAACAGUACUCGCUAAUCUUCUUAAGAAGAACUUAGGCCAGAGACCAAAGGUUCUUUCAGUUGAAGACAAGUUAGCGGUCCUUGGAUGCAAAGACCUGGAGAGGAGGAUUGUGGAAGCUGAGAUGGACUUGACGUUGGCCAAGAGUCAAGGGUACCUCAAGAAUCACUUGCAACAAAAGGUGUCUUCUUCUGGCCAAUUGCUCGCUGUUAUUGGAGUUUAUACUGGAUUUGGUAGUCAUUUGAACCGAAAUAUGUUUAGAGGGUCUUGGAUGCCUAAAGGUGAUGCUUUGAGAAAACUAGAAGAAAGAGGAGUAGUCAUACGCUUUGUAAUUGGUCGGAGUCCCAAUCAGGGUGAUAGCUUAGAUCGCAAUAUUGAUAAGGAAAGUCGGUCGACAAAGGAUUUCUUGAUUCUUGAAGGUCAUGAGGAGGCUCAAGAAGAGUUGACCAAAAAAGUAAAGUUCUUCUUCAGUACUGCAGUUCAAAAUUGGGAUGCUGAGUUUUAUGUCAAAGUCGAUGAUAAUAUCAAUCUUGAUCUUGAGGGGCUAAUUGGACUUCUUGAACAUCGUCGUGCUCAAGAUGGUGCUUAUAUCGGUUGCAUGAAGUCAGGAGAUGUGAUUUCUGAAGAGGGAAAGGCUUGGUAUGAGCCUGACUGGUGGAAAUUUGGGGAUCAGAAAUCGUAUUUCCGUCAUGCAGGCAGUUCACUCAUAAUACUAUCCAAGAACUUAGCUCAGUAUAUAAACAUAAACAGUGCGUCUUUGAAGACUUAUGCUCAUGAUGAUGUAUCAGUGGGUUCAUGGAUGAUGGGUAUCCAAGCCACGUAUAUAGAUGACAACCGCCUUUGUUGUGGUAGCAUUAGACAAGAUGUUUUCGGGUCUUCUAGCUUGAAAGAAAAUACUAAAAUAGAAAGCAAAGACACUUUACAUUGA
Messenger RNA from Prunus armeniaca (apricot), 1074 nucleotides. The record is from the annotation of a GenBank genome assembly. NCBI's taxonomy places the organism in Eukaryota, Viridiplantae, Streptophyta, Magnoliopsida, Rosales, Rosaceae.